UCUCUUCUCGCGCCGUUGGACCUUUCUUCUUCAGAUAGAUAGAUAGAGAUAGAGAGAGAAAAGGGAUUUGGAUUUUUGAAGAACAGGAGCCAUAAUUGUUUGUCCGAUCAUCAUCAUCAUCAUCAUCGUAGCAAUUUCCUGCAUUCAUCGCCUUAUUCACACUCUUCUUCUUCUUCUUCUUCUUCUGUACAACGUUAUUUAUUUGAAUCGUCUUUCUCAUCUGUCAUCACUCGUCUCUCAUUAUUAGCUGAUAUCAUAUAAGGGUUUUCAUUCGCUGACCUCAUUCAUUCAUUCAUCAUCUAAUUCGGCGCCUCCUCAACGGAGUUUGCAUCGCCAAGGGCUGGGGCUAGGGUUAGGGUUAGGCCUAGGCUGUCGAGAGCUACUGCUGCAUCAAUGGAAGCGUCUAUUGCUUCUUCAUCUACGAUUAGUAAUGCUAGAAGAUAUGGAAUGCAUUUAUCAGCAUCAAAUUUCUUCCGUUCUCCUGUUACUUCAUUGUUGGAAUACGCCGGUAUCUUGAGGACUACGAGAAAUAAUCAGCAGGAUUCUUCUGAUAAUAGCAGCAGUGGCAGCAGCAUAUCACUUGGAUUCCAAGAUCAAUCUGUUAAUGAAUAUGCAAGGAGCAACAAUGGGGAAGUUUCUAUUAGGAUAAUUGGUGCCGGCGAACAAGAACAACGCGAUCAGGCUGGUCCUGUUUUGGCUUCCACCUCGUAUGAACAGAGGGGGGAUACUGAUGUGUAUGUUCAGUCGAUGAGCCGAACAGCAUCCACAACAUCUGUAUCGUCUUCUUCCACAUUGUUGGAUACUCAGGGCGGAGGAGGAGGAGAUAGAGAGAGCGAGACUCAACCGAUAAAUGGAAUGGUUGAUGCUGAAGAUUUGUCUGUGGAUGGUGGUGCGUCUGGAGUUAAUAACAGAGAUUCUUCUUCGCAAAGAUACGACAUACAGCAAGCAGCCAGGUGGAUUGAACAGAUCCUCCCGUUUUCUUUGCUUCUGUUGGUUGUCUUCAUUAGACAGCACUUGCAAGGUUUCUUUGUGACGAUUUGGGUGGCGGGUGUGAUGUUCAAAUCAAAUGGUAUUGUACAAAAGCAGACAGCUUUGAAGGGGGAGAGAAAGAUGACAGUUUUGGUUGGAAUAUCAAUGGUAUUUGCUGUACACAUAUUUGGCGUUUAUUGGUGGUAUCAGAAUGACGAUCUUCUUUAUCCACUCGUCAUGCUUCCUCCCAAGUCUAUUCCACCCUUUUGGCAUGCUGUCUUCAUCAUUAUGGUCAACGAUACGUUGGUUCGUCAGGCUACGAUGAUUAUGAAGUGUAUAUUGUUAAUGUAUUAUAAGAAUAGUAAAGGACGAAACUACCGCAAGCAGGGUCAAAUGUUAACGUUGGUUGAAUAUACAGUGCUUCUUUAUAGAGCAUUAUUGCCUGCACCAGUAUGGUAUCGUUUCUUCUUGAAUAAGGAAUAUGGAAGUCUGUUUUCAUCGUUGAUGACAGGGCUUUACUUGACUUUUAAGUUAACAUCAAUAGUUGAGAAGGUCCAAUGCUUCCUUACUGCUUUAAAAGCUUUGUCUCAUAAAGAGAUCCAUUACGGAUCUCACGCAACAUUGGAGCAGGUGAAUGCGGCUGGAGAUCUAUGUGCUAUUUGCCAGGAGAAAAUGCACGCACCCAUUAUGCUGCGUUGUAAACAUAUAUUUUGUGAAGACUGUGUAUCAGAAUGGUUUGAGAGGGAGAGAACAUGCCCAUUGUGCAGAGCUUUAGUGAAACCAGCUGAUCUGAAGUCAUUUGGGGAUGGAUCGACGAGUCUGUUUUUUCAGUUUUUCUAAGAGGGUGAAUUAAUAUUAUAUUGUUGUACCGAAGAACUAUUGUUUGUGUCUGUAGGUAGGUAGGUAGAUUUGUAUUGAGAAACUCAAUUGUAUGUAUUAUUUGGCCUAUAAUUUUAAAAGAAGCAAUAGAGAAAGUGAACAGAGUCCCAAAUUGUAUUUUUCCUUGUGUAUCUCAAAAUUCUCAGUAGAGAAAAAAUAUUAUUUUUCUGAAACAAGUAGAUCCUUUUUUGUUC
This is a messenger RNA of Impatiens glandulifera, 2042 nucleotides long. RefSeq names its product E3 ubiquitin-protein ligase RNFT1. Gene Ontology annotation, molecular function: ubiquitin protein ligase activity. The coding region runs from base 394 to 1809 and encodes 471 amino acids. NCBI's taxonomy places the organism in Eukaryota, Viridiplantae, Streptophyta, Magnoliopsida, Ericales, Balsaminaceae. Gene Ontology annotation, biological process: positive regulation of ERAD pathway. The transcript is spliced from 8 exons. The record is from RefSeq and is a predicted model, not a curated record.